AUGAAGAUGUUGUUGUUUGGAACAGGAGUCUCCAUUUCUACUUCUUUCGCUUCGUCCUCCUACUGUGUUUCGGCGGAUUCGCUCUUCAACGUUGUUCUCCUCAACCGCCGGCAUAAACCCUUGGGAAAGGUGGGAAAGGCUAGACCAAAAAGGUGGAACAGUAGAACCUUCCUGAAAAAAGGGAAAACGACAACGAGAUUCCCAGCGCUAGUAUACAUGGCAGACAGAGACAUCGAAGAGGAGGGCGAGUCUCCUCGAGCUCGGGCUUCGUGUGCUAAGUCACAAUCUCCAACGGAGCCUUCAUCGAAACCGAUGGACUUGGUACAUGCACGAAGCGAUAAGCCAGCAGCUGAAGCUGCCAGUGAAGAACCAUCCGUUCCCUCACAGCCCGUGUUACCGCCCAAGGCCGGGGUGACGGGUAAUGAGUCCCAAGAGGGUAUGCCGCAGAGAAUCUAUGAGGCCUACUCAAAUAGUAUCUUAUACAAGGAGCGCAACCAUGCCAUUUUCAACAUAGCGACAUUACAACUAUUGCACCUGGUGUAUCUACGACAAGACAUUGGAAAGCGCGGAUUUGGAAUCUUCUCAUCCACCCCAGACAAUACUGAGAAAUCAUUCCGAGCGUUGGCACCAAUAGAAUACCUUCGAGCCUCAAAUUGA
Messenger RNA from Colletotrichum paranaense, 657 nucleotides. RefSeq lists its product as uncharacterized. Lineage: Eukaryota; Fungi; Ascomycota; Sordariomycetes; Glomerellales; Glomerellaceae. The record is from RefSeq and is a predicted model, not a curated record. The transcript has a single exon. The coding region runs from base 1 to 657 and encodes 218 amino acids.